AUGUCUCUGCUCAUCAAAGUAGUCGAGGUUGUCAACGGGGUCAUUUGUGACAAAGACGAAAGACCUUUCCAAGACAUCAUGAUUACACACACUGUGAUCCUGGACGAUCCUUUCGCAGAGCCUGAGAACUUGGAAUAUCCGGCAUCCCCCGAAGUUACCCUCGAGAUGCUGAAAUCCGAUCGUAUCGCCUGUUAUGAAGACAUCGCCGAAUAUGAAGGCCGCACAGCAGAAGAGAUCGAAGAGGCGUUGAAGGAGAAGGAAGCGAAAGCUCGAGCGACAGUCUUGGAAAUUAUCGGGGAUCUCCCAGACGCGGACAUGGCACCUCCGGAGAAUGUUCUCUUCGUCUGCAAACUCAACCCGGUGACGAACGAUGACGAUCUCGAGCUGAUCUUCUCGCGUUUCGGAGAAAUCAGAGGUUGUGAAAUUAUCCGCGACAGGAAAACGGGGGAGAGUCUUCAGUACGCCUUCAUCGAAUUCGCCAACAAGGAGUCUUGUGAGCACGCUUAUUUCAAGAUGGAUAAUGUUCUCAUUGACGACAGAAGAAUCCACGUCGACUUCUCUCAAUCGGUCGCCAAAGUCAAAUGGAAAGGGAAAGGGCGAGGAGUCAAGGGAGACUGGUCAGAUGCGAGGAAGUCGCAGAAACGGGAGAGAUCGAGGAGCCCCGACAACCGACAUCGAUCCCACAGAAAGACGAGUCACAAACUCAAGUUGUUCGACCCGAACCAAGAGUUCACGGACCUCGAUCACAUGGCAGGCCAGAUCAAGGCACAAACAGAUGUCAACGAUGUGGAAACCUGCUCAGUCGAUGAAAUCGAGUGUUCCAUUGCCAUCCAAAGGCUGCACCGGCCAGAGCACUCUCUCCAACGUCUUCGAGCCUUGAAUACCCUGGAAACGCGCCCUUGCACGACCUUCGACGAGCUCAUUAACGACCUGAAGACUAUCGAAAACAUCAGACGAGACGCGGCGUUCGUGGGGACGAACCGGAAGAGGGCCGUUCACAAGGUCGAGUUGGAGGAUACUUCAUUCACGGGCAAGUGUUUCGUGACCGACAAAUGUUCCCUCCUCGGACUCGGCUGGCUAAGGAAGGACCCGCACGGAAGAAUCCUGAACUUGAAGUUCAUAUCAAACGCAAUCUCCCAAGUCACGAAAUCUCCCUCGGACAACGCCGACGAAAUGGCGCUUAUGAAGAAAAUCAAGGCGCAGUACCCGGAGGUUAUUGAGGGAAAAAUGGGAACGUGCCUGAAAUACGAAGCGGUAAUCCUCUUGAAAAUGGACGCAAAACUUCUAUUUAAGAAGAUAUUCUUCCUCCGUCAUCCGUCAUUCAUAUCUCAUAUCAUAGUGAACCUCCGAGCUUUUCCCGGAACUGUUCUCGAGACAUGCGAGGUGGCUGUGAUCUGUGAUCUUGUGAUCUGCAACUUCGCUAUCUCGCGCUCUCCCCAAAGUAUUGGAGGUUCUGGUGCCCCUCCAGCUUCUCCAAUGAGUACCCCGACAGGAGCCAAAGUACUCUUCGAAGAUUCCAAGUCUCGACUAGCAGACAAAGUUCAGAGCAAUGUCAAUGGUCUGGGCUCUCUGGCCAGACAAAUUCUGAAAGGUGCCCGAACUCAGCAAACCUUGGCGAACGCGGCGAAGAACUUCGCAGCUCAGGAUGGUGCGAUAAACAACUCGGAGAUGAAUUUGUCCAAGAUGCAGACUUUGGUCGCCUCCAUGCAACUGCAAACAGCAGCUCUCCAGAGGAACGUGCAAAUGAUCCCCGAGCUCAAGCAACAGAUGGAAGACAUGCGAUUCUAG
Molecule: messenger RNA, 1788 nt
Organism: Galendromus occidentalis (western predatory mite)
Lineage: Eukaryota; Metazoa; Arthropoda; Arachnida; Mesostigmata; Phytoseiidae
Product: G patch domain-containing protein 3
Exons: 6
Coding region: 1-1788 (595 amino acids)
Biological process (GO): positive regulation of DNA-templated transcription; negative regulation of type I interferon production; negative regulation of RIG-I signaling pathway
Molecular function (GO): nucleic acid binding
Source: RefSeq, a predicted model, not a curated record